Messenger RNA from Labeo rohita (rohu), 1382 nucleotides. RefSeq lists its product as uncharacterized. The record is from RefSeq and is a predicted model, not a curated record. The coding region runs from base 119 to 817 and encodes 232 amino acids. NCBI's taxonomy places the organism in Eukaryota, Metazoa, Chordata, Actinopteri, Cypriniformes, Cyprinidae. The transcript is spliced from 2 exons.
CUGGAAACUGUGCAUCACUAUCUGAGAGUUUUCCUCCCUUUGCACAGUCAGUCUCUCCAUCCCAGAUCCUGCCUCUGCUCGCGUUUCCACUUAUUCACUGUUCAACAAAGGAGGCAGAAUGGGAGCAAAGCUCAGUCGGAAGAAGAGUGAAGCAGGGAUAGGAGGAGAGACAACAGGUCCAGCUGUACAAGAGAUUGGAACAGCUGAGGAUUCACCUGUGGCUGAAAAUGCAGAGCAGAAAUGUUCUGAAGGUGAGGUUCAAGAAGAUAGCAAGCCUGCAGAAGAGAAGACCAUCGGUGAGCCUGGCUCUCCAUCCAGCGUUCUGCAAAGCCUUACACAAGCUGUGGGAGAAAAAGUCAACACAGUCACUGAGCAGAUAGCUGCUCCGGUGGAAAAUGUUGUAAAUAAAGGUAUCGAAGCAGUGGAGUCCGCGUUGGCAUCCGUCAGCCUGAUUGAGAAGGAACCUGUCGCUCCAGAGAAAAAACCUGAACCUGUGGUAGAUCUUGCUGAUUCUGAUGUUCCCCAGGAACCCAGCCUCUUGGAUGACCUCCUGAAAUCUCCAAUCUCAGAAGCCCUCAUUUCUGGAGUCACAAUGGUGAGUGAAGCCAUAACCAGCGGGAUUGUGGAAGACAAAAUUAGUAAUCCUGGACCAGCCGAGAACAAGGAUUUGUUGGAAUGUCUGGAUAAGGUGGAGACGCCCUCAGUGGACCUCCUGGACUGUGAACUGACCAAUGAAUCCACAAUCCCUAACUCGGAUCCAUCAUUCACUUUGGAAGAUGUGGGACAGAAUGCUGUUGACACAGUCAACCUUAUAUAAACCAAUACACUCACUUCUAGAAAACAGCAGCGGCUGGAAGGUCAUUAGGUGCAAGUAUGUCAGAACAACAUUCAAGAAAUUAAUGAAUAAUUACAUGUUUUUUCCUAAGCAUGUAGUCAUGAAAGAGGGUUGUUUGUCAUUCAGAAUUAAAUUGGGGUAGCAAACUGGAUGCACAAUUUCAUAAAACUGUCAUUUUUAUCAUAAACAUUGGCUUUACAAAGCUUUAUUUUAAAGUUUGGACCAAAGUUUAAAAAAAGUCAAUAGAACCAGUUCUUUAAUUCUGAAUUUUACACAACCCUGUCAUAAAAAAGCUGAAAGCUGAAAGUUACAUGUAAAACCAGCCAACUCGGAUAUCUAAUGAACAUUCCUUAUGUUAUGCCUACCAAUUCGUUGACAAACAGCAAACCAGCUUUCUGAUAUCUUUUCUUGAUGGUCUUUUUUCUUCCAAACUCUUGGUGAUUGUGUAUGAACCGUUCAGCCUGUCUCCCACAGGAGAAGAGGAAAAGAAUGUACGUUAAACAAUGAUUGUAGUAAAGAAAAAUAAAGACUGUAACAAUCACAAUAA